Molecule: messenger RNA, 2811 nt
Organism: Acanthochromis polyacanthus (spiny chromis)
Lineage: Eukaryota; Metazoa; Chordata; Actinopteri; Pomacentridae
Gene: etv5a
Product: ETS variant transcription factor 5a
Exons: 13
Coding region: 202-1833 (543 amino acids)
Biological process (GO): regulation of transcription by RNA polymerase II; cell differentiation
Cellular component (GO): nucleus
Molecular function (GO): sequence-specific DNA binding; DNA-binding transcription factor activity, RNA polymerase II-specific
Source: RefSeq, a predicted model, not a curated record
UCUCCCAGCGCCGCCGCAGCCCGGAGGAAAACCGGAGCGGGCCGAGAACGGAGUGUCAGUGGAGUAGUGAGAGUCUGAGGAGGCAGCACCGCUCCGCGCUCCGUGGAUAUUUCUACACGCUAUUGACACGCAGAGGACGUUUCCACGCAGCCACCAGUGCUCCGGGGUUUCCUCCCAGCCCAUCCUCCCCUCCCCACAAACAUGGACGGAUUCUACGACCAGCAGGUCCCCUUCAUGGUCCCGCCCAGCAACAAGUCCCAGCUGGACCAAGCUCCUCUGAGGCCUCUGAAGAGGAAGUUUGUGGACACGGAGCUGGCCCAGGACACCGAAGAGCUCUUCCAGGACCUCAGUCAGCUGCAGGAGAUCUGGAUCGCUGAAGCUCAGGUUCCCGACGACGAACAGUUUGUUCCAGAUUUCCAGUCGGACAGCUUAAUGUUUCAUGGCCCGCCGCCCUCCAAGAUCAAGCGAGAGCUUCCUCCCUCCAAAGAUCUGUCUCCCUGCCGUCAGGACCGAAGUCCCAUGAACUACGGAGAGAAGUGCCUUUACAGCUACAGUGCCUGCGACAGGAAGCCCGGCUCCGGGUUCAAGCCAUUAACUCCGCCCUCCACGCCGGUCUCCCCCUGUGUUGCCGCGGUAACGCACCCUCUGAGUGAGCAGACUCCACCGCCACACCCCCAUGUAGCCAAUCAGAGUGCGGGUCCGCGCCAGGUGCACAUUCAGCAGCCAAUCACAGCGAGCGGUGGCCAGAGCCAGCAGAACCUCCAGCAGAACCUCCAGCAGGUCCACAGCCCGCCAUUCGCCGUGCCCGGCCCCCCCGCCAGCCAGGAUGGAGGCAGCUUCACACCUGAGCACAGGUUCCAGAGGCAGAUGUCAGAACCUUGCCUUCCCUUCCCGCCCUCCGAUGCUCCGGUCCGUCCCCACUUCCUGCCCCCCAGCGGCAGCCUGUCCCGGGACGGACGGCCCCCGUACCACCGGCAGAUGUCGGAGCCUCUGGUUGGACCUGCUCAGGGCUUCAAGCAGGAGCUGGUGGACCCUCGGUACAGCGAGCAGGGCGUCCCGGCCAUGGGCCCCCUGGGUCCAGUCGGCCCCCCGGGUCCAGCGGGCCCCCAGCGCCAGGCCACCUUCCCUCCCAUGAGCAUCAAGCAGGAGCCCAGAGACUUCUGCUUCGACUCCGAAGUGCCUAACUGUCAGUCAUCCUUUGGCCGGGGGCGGAGCUUCUACCACAACAGCCAUGACAGUUUCUCCUUCGACAGAGAAGCUCAGCUCUACUUUGACGACACGUGUGUGGUUCCUGAGAGGCUAGAAGCUAAAGUGAAACAGGAAGUGACGGUUUACCGGGACGGACCUCCCUACCAGCGCCGUGGCUCCCUGCAGCUCUGGCAGUUCCUGGUCACCCUGCUAGACGACCCGGCUAACGGACACUUCAUCGCCUGGACGGGCCGCGGGAUGGAGUUCAAGCUGAUCGAACCCGAGGAGGUGGCCCGUCGCUGGGGAAUCCAGAAGAACCGACCGGCCAUGAACUACGACAAGCUGAGCCGCUCGCUGCGCUACUACUACGAGAAGGGCAUCAUGCAGAAGGUAAAGGUUGCCGGGGAGCGGUACGUCUAUAAGUUCGUGUGUGACCCGGAGGCUCUGUUCUCCAUGGCGUUCCCCGACAACCAGCGGCCCAACCUGAAGGCUGACCCGGAUGGCCUGCCGGGUCCGGACAGUCUGCCGGGUCCGGACGACGACACGGUGCCGCUGACCCACUACGACGAUGGCGCCCCCUACCUGCUGGAGGGCGGAGAGCUGUGCGGCGCCGGGCUGCCGUUCCCAGACGGAUAUGGAUACUGAGACCGACUCUCCAGAACUUUAAACCCAGAACUGGAGCCACUCAGUUCUGAUCCUGGAAACCCAAAAACUCUGUCGUCUCCACGGUGACAAAGGAGAGAAAGAAAAGGACUGGAGCGAUGACGCUGUUGCCAUGGAGACACAAUGAAGCCACGCCCACCUCUGUCCGGUGCUGGUUCUGGUUCUGAGACAAUCUGCUUUUCGUAAACAAUCGUUAGACCCUGAAUGCAGCACGGUUCUGUUGCCUUUGUUCUCUCUGUUCUCCUAAAGAUCCGUAAAAAGGGCUUUAAAUUCGCAUCAACACACAGAUUGACCAGAACCGCUCGACCCGCUUGGUUUUCUGUAGAUAGAACUUUUUUAAAGCUGGUUCUGGACCCAGACCUCUCAGGGUUCUGGGGCGUCACUGUUCUUCAGGCUCUGUGUAAAUGUUCUGUAAUGUUCUGCUCAUGUUCCGGGUGGAUUUGCUUCCUUUAGAGUCGAUGCAGCGGAACCGGUCUGGUCCGGAUCCUACAAAGUACAACCCAGACGAGGUUCUGUAGAUCCUGCAGAGUCUGGUUCUGAUUCAGACCUGGUUCUGUAGAUCCUACAGACUCUGGUUCUGAUUCAGACAAGGUUCUGGUUCUGACCCAGACUGCUUCUGUUCUCUGCUCUGUGUUUUUUUUUGUAUCUCUGUGAUGCUCCAGUUUGGCCGGAGCAUCGGGACACUGCAUGAACCACCAGAACCGUGUCGGAUCGGACUCUUUGCAUGGUUCCCUCACAUAUCGCUUUCUGUGGACCGACCAGAACUUUGUGAUUUUCUUUGGUUGUUGUGUUUGUUUUGUUUCUGAAGAUAAAGUCUAUUUUUGCUAUGAGGCUGGUUCUGUUCUGUAAGGUUCUGCCUCUGGUUCUGAUGGAUCCGGUCUGUACAGGCUUUGGUUCCCCUCCUGUGUUUCUACUGCUGACUUCUUGUGUACUGGGUCCAAUAAACGGUCCUGAACGCUC